Molecule: messenger RNA, 729 nt
Organism: Didymodactylos carnosus
Lineage: Eukaryota; Metazoa; Rotifera; Eurotatoria; Philodinida; Philodinidae
Source: the annotation of a GenBank genome assembly
AUGGAUAGUACUCUUCUAUUAUUUAUUUUACCAAACGCAAUUGAUUUAGUUCGCACCGGUGUUCUACAUAUUGAAGCAUUUCAUCAUUUUGAAUUGGGCUAUUUUCUUGUUGGAUUGGGCUUCUUUCUUAUUUGUAUAUUCAAAGAAAUAACUCGUGCAAUCGAACGUCGAAAUCAGAAUAAAAAUAUCGAAAAAGAACAAUUAAUAACAAUAGGAACAACACAACAUGAUCAUACAACAACAAUUAGACCAAUUGUAAACCAAACAAUAAAAGAAACAAAUGAACGUAUUAUUAUUUUAGUAUGUGCAUUAGGUAUUCAUUAUUUUUUCAAUGGCGUAUUAGUUGGUGGACAGAUAAAUGUUGAAACAUUAUGGUUGGUACUUAGCGCAAUUGUUUUUCAUAUGUCAUUAGUAGCAUUUUCUGUUACAAUUCGAUUGUUAGUUGAUAAUCAAGAUUAUAUAAAAAUAUUUGGCUAUAUGACAUUUUGGAGUUGUAUGGGUCCACUUGGUGUAUUAGUUAGUCUCGUUGUAACAUCAUCAGAUGGAUUAAAUUUAAUUAAUGGUGUAUUACAAUGUAUAUCAGCUGGUACAUUUGUCUACAUAACAUUUCUCGAUAUGCUCUAUAAUGAUUUAAUGCAAGCAAAAUUAUAUCCAUUCGUUAAUAUGAUAUUAGUAUUUAUCGGUUAUAUUAUAAUCGUACUUAUUAGCUUCUGGCAUCAUCAUCCAUAA